This is a messenger RNA of Ectocarpus sp. CCAP 1310/34, 3477 nucleotides long. Lineage: Eukaryota; Phaeophyceae; Ectocarpales; Ectocarpaceae. The record is from the annotation of a GenBank genome assembly.
AUGUGGCGUCUGAUGUUGAAGUGUUUUUCGACGAUCGACAUGUCGUUUCUUCCCUGCACUCUCUCACACCUCCGCUGUGCGAUCUGGUCGACAAACGUACACAACAAGGUGUUCGACGCCGGGGACAAGCUCUUCAUCGCCCUCGACGAGGAGGGCGGCAGUGCGGCGCAAGAUGGUAGCAUCGGCGACUCGUCAGAGGCACAGGCGAAGGAGGGCGAGGGGGAGGAGGACGGGGGGAAGCAGGCUUUUCGUCUAACGAGAAAGGUGGUCGUGAGAGACGAGUACGUCCACAGCGGCGAAGACGACGAGAUAUUCCUCGUGGAUCAUGCAUGGACUUUCCAGGCAGGCAGCGCCCGCGAGCAGCUCCGGUCUUGCGAGCCCCUACUUGAACGAAUGGCGGCACUGAUGCAAGUCCAGCCGUCCCUCGCCGCCAGGAGGAACAACAACAAGGGGCUAGCGGAGGCCAAGAAGAGCGUCACCGGCGAAGGCGUAACGGAUGCCGAGGGGGACAGGGGGCGACAAGAAAGCGGCAGGGAUGAACGCUGCCGCGAGAGGGAGGGGGGCAAGGCGCGAGUCCUUGAGGGGGUCUUGGCCGCGCUGCCGACAUUUUCGAAGAGAUACGGGCUGGGCCGAGCGGGGAUGUACGCCUCGUACGUGAACGACGAGCUGGGCAGCGCGUUCCGUCACAGCGAGAAGCCCAACUGCCAGAUGUCUCUCUUCAUGUUCAGCAGCCCGAGCGCCUCCGUCGGCGGCGGCGGCGGUGGCGGCGGAGGUGUCAUCGCGUACUCCGUCCUGUGGCCGCUGCGGCGCCUGCGGGCGUCUGAGGAGGCCACCCUGGACCUCUUGCGGUCGACGGCCUGGGCAGGGGCAACGAGCGUCGCGGCUCGCGGGGCCUUCGUCCGCGGGCUUCGUCUUCCGUGCUCCCUGGACCGACACGAGUUUCCGGCAGGUACCCACACCCACCACCACGCCGACCACGAGUCCCUGAGCCUGCCCCGAGACCGCCUCGCCAAACGACAUCGCCGCAUGGACGCCUCGGCGAACGAGUACCGUGCCCGGCUUGCCGCCACUGCUAUCGCCGCCACCACCGCCACCGGCACAGUAACGCCGGCGGCGCCUGUCGCCGUGCAAGCUCCCGUCCCCCCACCUCCCCCAUCGUCCGGCGUGGGCGCUGCUGCACUUUCUCCGCCUGCCCGUGGGAGAGGGGAUGGGCGGGGCGGGGCUCCGCCGUUGUCGGUGUGGACGGAUUUGCCAUACCUUUCGGACGGGGAAACGGGGUUGACACGUCCGGAGUUGCGCGUGUUGGAUUGCGGACUGGCGGCGGCGGCGUCACCCAGAGAUGCCGACAUCGUGUGGGCCUCGAGCUCGAUCGACCCGGAGUUCCAGGCUGCUAUGGGGCCGCCCGAAUCAAUGGACGUUCUUCGAGCAUCGGAUACUGGCCCUAAGGUGGCCCAGCUGUACCUGUCUCGCCCGCUGCUCUGGAAGCGCCGCAAGUUCGACCUCAGGAUAGUCGCCCUGCUGGUAAGCACCCACCCCCUCGAGCUGUACGUGCACGACUGCUACUGGCCGAGAGUCGCCGAACGGCCCCACGAAACGGAACCACCCGAGAGGAACGACCUGCGACGAGGAGAGGACGUGUUGCUGUCGCAGCUGGAGGACCCCCGGGUUUCGCUCACGGCGAUGCACCUUCUCCAAGGGCGGGAGGGGGGGCAAGGAGGCACCGCGUGCCACCCUGAUCACGAGGAUUUUGCCCGAGAAAUGAACGACGCGGUCUCCCAGCGACACGUGGGGGCCACCUGGGACGACGUGAUGGCCAAGACAAGGUGGGGCGUUUAUCUCGGACGUUCAAGGGUCAUCAUCGUGCCAUGCCAGCCUUUUCCUCUGAGACCCUGUCGCACGCAUGGAACGCACCCGUCAAAGUGCGAGUCGUCGAGGGCUAUGAUUCUCUCCGUCUUCCGGGCGGCGACUCGCCAGCAGCCCGGCAUGAGGAACGGUUCCGCCCGAGCGAUGUACGGUUGCGACGUGAUGGUGACGGCGGCCCUGGAGCCCCGGCUGCUGGAGGUGACGUUCUCCCCCGGGAAUCUGGCCGCUUCUCCCGCCUGGACUGUUCAGCGGCCGGACUUCUUGAACGAGGCAUUCGGUUGCCUCUUUCUGGGGGAGCAGAAAAACGUGACCCGCUUGGCAUGACGACGAGAGGACACACACAGGGGGGCCCAGCCCUACCCGCAUAACACCGACGCUACUCCCUAAUUGGUGUGUCGCCCGGGAUGGCCACCUCAUACGCUCGGCGUCGGCAGGGAAAAUAUCCUCGGCGGCCUUGUAUGCCUUGCUUGAGGCGUCACAUCACGAGUUCGAUAUUGUACUGCUGCUGGGUAAGUAUUGUCGCGAGGGAGGAAGAGAUGCUCUGGGCAUCGUUCGUGGUGGGAUAACGCAUCAGGUGGAACGAACGAGGAAGACGACAAGCAGAACGUUCGCUGCGGGAUGGAACACCUCGCCACCGCAAAGUGUACUUUCAUGACCAUGGUAAUGGCCAUGACCUUUGGUGCUUGGUGGUGGUUGGUCCCCCUCGCUCGAAAGUCUGCGGGUGUCUAGGAAUCCCAAUCCCCGCCAGGUAUCUAGAAUUCUACCGACAAAAUCAUGAGGGAGAACGCAAUCUCGAAGUCAGCCCCUUUAAUAGAGUGAUUGAAGUUUUUAGUUUGCAUCGGGGAGAUUGUCUGCCAUCGGUUGUCGAGGCUGACGAGCAUGGGCUCCGCCAGUUCGGAAACUUAAGGACAACAGACGGGUUCCCCCAUGCCCGCUCUUGUGAGGGUCUGUCACCAAGGCGCUUUUUCCGCACGCAAGAACUGAAUGCAGGUCACCUGCAUCCUCGAGGCCAGUCCAAUGGAAUCUAAAGCAGCACUCCAGUACUGCUGCUGCAGUGUCCCAUCUCUUCUGAACGAUGGCGGCAACACCGAGAGAGUGACAGAGGGGGUUUCACGAUGCUUACGGUGCCAACAUAAGACGUGGAAACUACUGGAGUGAAAGCUUGACUGAACUGGCAUGCAGCAGCAGCAGCAGCAACUUUGCAUGCAUGACCGUAUCCUGCUUCAACCCAGAGACAGAACCUGGGAGUUGUUCGUCGAUUCUACUGUUACCGCUGCUGUUCUGGGGGUCUAUACAGGCUUUCCAUGAAAAUAUUUCCGCAUACUCGCCACGACUUCGCAUUCGGCUGCUAGCGUUGCUUUUGUUGUCGUCUUCACAAACAAACGUCUAUGGUACAUCUUUAGCUACUCCCCCCCCCCCCCGCGUGCACCGUAGAACCAAGGGAACUCUUGGGGCCCUCCAAAGGCCUAAGGCCCCAACCAUAUCAAGCACAUCCACACCUAACGUUACAGCUACAUGGGUCUACAAAACAUAACCACCACAGAAAGACCGAGACACUACGUUACACUCGCGAAAAUGACCACCCUCCCGCUCUUCGCCCGGCCUCGAACACUC